GAGGCGAGCGUCGGGAAGGUUAGGUGCAGCAAUGAGGUGGCUGAAGAGUGCCGGCUGUUGGCCGUCAGCGCUGCUCCUUGCAGGCAGAGUCGGGCUCCGCGCCGGGCCGCGCACAGCCUCGGGCAGCCCGCGAGACUCCGGCGAGCUGCAAGGCGAGCUGGACAGAUUUGGGGGCGUCUCGGUGCAUCUGGCGCGGCACCGCGCGCUGCACGGGCUGGACGCUGCAGCCUUCCGGAGGCUCUUGCAGGCUGCCCUACAACAGUGGCGGUCAGAAGGAAGGGUGGCUGCAUGGCUGCACAUCCCCAUCCUGCAAAGCCACUUCAUCGCCUCUGCGGCCUCCCUGGGCUUCCGCUUCCACCACGCAGACUCCCACUCCUCAACGCUGACGCUGUGGCUGGGAGAAGGACCCAGCAGACUGCCGGGAUAUGCUACGCACCAAGUCGGGGUUGCAGGUGCUGUAUUUGAUGAUAGCACCAGGAAAGUUCUGGUUGUACAAGAUCGAAAUAAAUUGAAAAAUAUGUGGAAGUUUCCAGGAGGCCUGUCAGAGCCUGGAGAAGAUAUUGCCAGGGAUGUUCAGCAGGGCCAGAGGGAGCUCGAAGAAACGCACAUGCUGAAAAUUUCCCAUCAUUUUUAUUCCAUCUCAAGACAUCCUGUCAGUACAUACUACAGAACAGAAGAAGCUUGGAACCUCGGCGACACAGCAGUCCGAGAGGUUUUUGAAGAGACUGGUGUGAAGUCAGAAUUCAGGUCCCUGCUAAGCAUCCGGCAGCAACAUGGGAGUCCGGGAGCCUUCGGGAAGUCGGACAUGUACCUGAUCUGCCGCCUGCAGCCAUGUUCCUUCACUAUCAACUUCUGCCAGCAGGAAUGCUUGAAGUGUGAAUGGAUGGAUCUAGAAAAACUAGCCAGGACUGAAAAUACCACCCCCAUCACCCGGAGGGUGGCUAGGUUAUUGCUGUAUGGACACAGGGAAGGGUUUGACAAAAUUGACCUCAGCAUGGAGGAAUUCCCUGCAGUGUACACAGGCCUGUUCUACAAACUCUAUCACAGGGAACUGCCAGAGAGUUACAGAGACACAGCGGGAACAGAUUGAACACAAACACUGGAGUGAACCAAAGAUGGACAUGGUCUGCGCCUGACACCUGGCGCCAGUUUUCUCACAUAUAUGAUUUUCAUGAUGGAAAUCAGUAAAUGUACAUACUUUUAAAUCCUCUUCUCAAAUAAAGAAAAUAAAUGAAAAAGA
This is a messenger RNA of Peromyscus leucopus (white-footed mouse), 1240 nucleotides long. It is a transcript of the gene Nudt6, whose product is annotated as nudix hydrolase 6. Gene Ontology annotation, molecular function: NADH pyrophosphatase activity; ADP-ribose diphosphatase activity; NAD binding. The transcript has 6 exons. The record is from RefSeq and is a predicted model, not a curated record. The coding region runs from base 32 to 1090 and encodes 352 amino acids. Lineage: Eukaryota; Metazoa; Chordata; Mammalia; Rodentia; Cricetidae.